This is a messenger RNA of Lepisosteus oculatus (spotted gar), 2907 nucleotides long. Its product is annotated as NACHT, LRR and PYD domains-containing protein 1a allele 5. Gene Ontology annotation, cellular component: THO complex part of transcription export complex. Gene Ontology annotation, biological process: signal transduction; mRNA export from nucleus; regulation of DNA-templated transcription elongation. Gene Ontology annotation, molecular function: protein binding. The record is from RefSeq and is a predicted model, not a curated record. Lineage: Eukaryota; Metazoa; Chordata; Actinopteri; Semionotiformes; Lepisosteidae.
AUCUCCCUCCUACAAGGGAAUGGCUCUAAAUGCGUUAGCGUGAAAUAUGAUAAGGGUGUUUGUUGAUGUUUUUUUAUGUUUCCCGUUUGUAUCCAAUAGCUUGUUUUUUUUUUCCCCAAACGGGAAAAAUCGUUUUAGGCCUUGCACUUUUUUUCUGGUAAUCGAAACAAAAAAGGGCAACUUCAGGCAUCUCUUACCGCUAUCGAAAGUCUCGAGUUUGAAAGCAUGCAUUGUACGUGUAACUGCAAAGGGGAUCUGUUCAUAUGAACGUAACGUACCCCCAAAUCGUUUUUUUUUUGACAAGCGGUGUAACCUCCCCGUGCAGAGGGGUUAUUUUGUAGCUGGUUUUGCGAGUUGUUCAGUGACGUCGUCGGCAGUGCCUGCAGCAGGUGUGCUGCUUUGCUUUGCGAGAGGCUGAGGCUGUCUCGACUGUUGUUGUUGCAAACUUCACAUGCAAAACAGACGUCAGAAAAAAAAACGAUAUAUGUACAUAUAAACUAGUGAGUGAAAACUGCUCGGAAAAUGGUGGCCGAUAUGGCUAGCCUUGAGAAUAACAAUCACGUUGAAGAAAGUGAUGGAGAUAUUUCCCCUGUAGACCUAAAAGGCAGUGCAGUUGAAAAUGAACCCAGUAGCUCAGAAACAUCAACAGAAGACAGCUCAGAGGACGACGAAUCUGAAAAAGAAGAUGCAGACGAAGGAGGUUCAGAUCAUGAAAACAGUGCUGAGAGAGAAUCGCAAAAGGAUGGACAUAGUUUUGGAGAUGUUUACAUCACCCCAUCGUGUAAGAGGUGUAACGCUAUGCAGACCCAGUGCAGUGAGCGUGUAACUCCACGGAAACUAUCAAGGGGUCGUUUGCUCAUGAUACUGCAGGAUGAAGGAUCCUACCAAUGUUCAGUCACUGGUUUGGUGUUCGAAGUCUCGGGGAAAGUUAAUAUUAAAUAUUCAACCCUAUCGUGGAGCAAGUUUGGAGAAUAUUUAAAAGACUCUUGGAAAUUUGCUGGACCUAUUUUUGAUGUGGAGUGUGACCCAGCCAUCCUUAAAGCAAUACAGUUUCCUCAUUCCCUGUGUCUGGCUGACCAGGAACACGGCAUGACUUUUGGCCUUCUGCACCUGAAGAACAACUCCCCCAUCAUCGAGCCUUCAGCUGAUCACUCCGGAUCCCACAUUAAAUGGAAUGUGACAUCAUUAUCUCCCGUUGGGCCCAUAGUUCAGACAUCACAGCCUGUUGAACAUCAUGGAGUGGUUCUCGUAUAUAAAGUGGUGGAUCACCAUGCCUCGUCAUCAUUCCGGGUGUAUUUAGCCACCAACAAUCACUCCGACAUCAAGGAUAUAGAAAAAGAAGUCAGGCAUUCGAAGAAAAAGUACAUCAAAAUGGAAAAACCACCAACUUGUCUAAAGCUCCUGGAAGAAAAAAAGAAAUACAGGCUAAUCAGUGAACCCGAGGCAGACAUUACUCCAGAGGGCAUUCAGUUCACGUUAGCGGCUGUCAAAUUUAAAGGUUAUUUUGAGGUUUAUUACGAACAGUCUCCGCCAUUCAAGCUUUCACUGAUGGAGGCCGAUUCGGACCAGACUGUUUGGACUGCCACGCUUCGAGAAUGUGAUGUUGAAGCAGUCAACCUCGAGGAAACAUCAAAGAGAAGGACAAAUGGUACUAAAAGAAGAUCAAGCAGCAGUAUGUCUGAGGAAGAAAACCCUAGCAAGAAAGGCAGGUGGAUAGACAGUUCAGAUGGCCCGAAGAAUGUUAAGAAUUCAAUUAUAACUGAUCAGCAGUUAAUGGUAAUCGCCAAGUGUAUGGGCAAAGAGUGGAAGCAGCUGGGGAUCUCCUAUCUCAAUCUGUUGAAGAAGGAUAUUGAUCAGAGUCAGGCCAAAGACGAAGACCUGACGAUACAGAAGUUUAACAUGCUUGAUGAAUGGAGAAAGAGAGCGAAGAAUAACGCAACUGUGACACAUCUGUCCAACAUUCUCGAUGGCGAAGAUGUUCCCAACGAAGUCAGGACUGUCUUGGAAAACAUGUCGAAUGGUUGUUGACUUGAUCUCAUGGAAACUGAUCCACUUUUGAAGGGCAUUAGAGGACUAAAGUAGCCACCGAUAAGCAGGAUGGAAACUGAUGAACAGAAGCCCUUAUCUGUACUGUGGCUGAUGCCUCCACAGCAAGAAUUACGUUGUCUACUAAUGGUUUAAAAUGGACGUCGCUGGUGCUGUUAUCAGAACUCCUUUGACAGAAGAGUGGAUACUGUGACAAAGAGCUCUUCCACGACAUGCUGAACACUUUUUUAAUGAUUUGUACAAAAUAUCUCGUAGAUAUUGAAUAUGGAAAAAUACGAACUUUGUAUAGUGCUCAGAGAAUGUAAAUAUAAAUAUUUUUUUACUUUUGCCAUUAAGAAGACAAACCUGUGUUUAAUUUGGGAAGACAUGCUGUUUUACUUACGUAUUUUAAGAUUUCUGAUGUCAGAUGUCCACACACACUUCCGAAAGGAAUGGUGCAAUUGAAUUUUAAUUUUGUGUUUAUUUACAUUUUGUGUUCCUUUCCUAAAGUGUCCAAAUGGCAACUAUUACAGAGUACUGUGUGUUACAUUCCAGUUGAGUGUGCUUAAUCAGACAGAUCUUGGUUAAAAAGCAUCAGUCAGUCAACCUGCCAACUCAACCACUACAAGUUCUGGUUCUCUGCUUGAUGGCAGCUCUUUAAUUGAUGUGAAUAAUCUUGUUUGUUUUCAGCAGAAAAUGACGUCGGUGUCUGGAUUUAUAAUCUGGGGCCUGCAGGUGGAUUGCGGUAUUGACUUUUAUUUUGAUAUGAGAUUGAGUUUUUACUUGAACUCACAUUUUUCACUCUGCAAACUGAAAAAUCAGAGUAAAAAACAUUAAAAGUCAGUUAUACUCAAGAAUAUAUACAGUACUCAAUGAACUGAC